AAAUUAUAUAAUUAAUUUUGUUCGUUAAGUUUAAGCAUGAAGCUUAUACAUUUAUACGCAGUCAAGAUAAGCCCGUUAAAUAUUACCACCAAGAGUAUGAACUAAACCGCUAAGAGGCCGUCACAACUUCGCUAACGGCUUAUUUCAACAACAGUAAAGGCAAGUUACCUUAACCACUUUUGCAACUUCUGCAACCGAAAAGGAUUCCAUCAACAUCACUCAUUAUGGAACGAGUAUUUUUGGGGUACCCAAAGAAGAAGUGGGAAAAAUGGUAAACGAAUGGACGAUUGAUUCUAAUAUUAACCCAGAAGAAGUAGGGGGAUAUUUAGAAGGUGAUAUCUUGGUUCCAACGAAAGGUAGAAAUGGACUUGUUGCGUUUAGUGCUAAAUGGGAAGGAUCCGUGGUUCCAUAUGUAAUUGAGGGACCUUAUACUAUGAAAGAUGAAGAAAUGAUUCAAAAUGCAAUAAAGCAAUAUCACGAUAAUACUUGCAUAAGAUUUAGAAGAAAACAACCCGAUGAUACUGAUUACAUUCGUAUAAUCAACACAAAAACUGGAUGUUGGUCUAGCGUGGGUCGUAUUGGAGGUGCUCAAGAAGUCAAUUUACAAAGUCCAGGUUGCUUAUCAACCGUUGGAACUCCAAUUCACGAACUUAUGCACGCCUUGGGUUUUCAUCAUGAACACACGAGAUAUGAAAGAGACGAUUUCGUUAAAAUUAUGUGGAAUAACAUAGGGAAAGGUCACGAAAAUAAUUUCCAAAAAGUUCCAAAAGAUACAACGAGCGGAUUUGGAGUCGAUUAUGAUUAUGAAUCGGUUAUGCAUUACUCAGCUUAUGCGUUCAGCAUUAAUCAAAAACCAACCAUUGUUACCAAUAAACCUAAGGCUCAAAUUGGACAAAGAAAAGGAUUCAGCGUUGGAGAUAUUAGAAAAAUAAGAUCUAUGUAUAAUUGUACCGUUUAA
This is a messenger RNA of Onthophagus taurus, 958 nucleotides long. RefSeq names its product zinc metalloproteinase nas-7-like. The record is from RefSeq and is a predicted model, not a curated record. Gene Ontology annotation, molecular function: zinc ion binding; metalloendopeptidase activity. NCBI's taxonomy places the organism in Eukaryota, Metazoa, Arthropoda, Insecta, Coleoptera, Scarabaeidae. Gene Ontology annotation, biological process: proteolysis.